Molecule: messenger RNA, 810 nt
Organism: Vitis riparia (riverbank grape)
Lineage: Eukaryota; Viridiplantae; Streptophyta; Magnoliopsida; Vitales; Vitaceae
Product: protein EPIDERMAL PATTERNING FACTOR 2-like
Exons: 3
Coding region: 115-477 (120 amino acids)
Biological process (GO): stomatal complex development; guard cell differentiation
Source: RefSeq, a predicted model, not a curated record
UCUCUCAUUUCAUUGCCUACCUUGCUUCUGCUUCCUCUUUCUAAUGAAAUAUCUCUCCAACUUACUCUAUUUUGUGUAGUUGCUACCACCUCAAGGCUAAAAGGCAGAACAAGUAUGAAGAACUCCUCCUCACUUGUACCCCACACCUCUUUCCUCCUUGUCACUCUCUUCCUGCUACUAACCCUUGGGAAAGGCCUCCGCUUCACCCACCACCAUUAUACUUCAUCCGGCGUCCAUGGAAAAGGCACCCACAAUGGACAUCAAAGUCAUGUGAACCCUCAGGAAGGAGAAAAGGAAGAAGGAGACAUGAGGGUGUAUCCCACGGGGUCAAGCUUACCAGACUGUUCGCACGCUUGCGGGCCGUGCUUUCCAUGCAAGAGGGUGAUGGUGAGCUUCAAGUGCUCAGUUGCAGAGUCCUGCCCAAUUGUUUACAGGUGCACGUGUAAAGGGAAAUAUUACCACGUACCCUCCAAUUAAUACAAUGCGCUUCUGUAAAAAUGCAUGGAAUUGACGGCCAUCAGCCACAAAUUCAGAGAGAAAAUUUCAAGAUUAAUGCAGCAGAAAGCUUGUAAAUAGUGGAAUUGAGUUUCCUUUUUUUUUUUUUUUGGUUAGUUUAGUUUGUUAGUUAAUGUGGGGGGUAGUUAGGAAUGCAGUGUGUUUGUUUUUGGUUUGAAUGGAUGGAGAGGAAUGAAGGUAGUCGUAGGAAUGGUACCAUUGUUUUUAAUUUAAAAGGUUGCGGCUUUGGUAGUUUUGUUUUGGAUGUAGUACGAUGAAUGAAAUGUUAUUCUGAAAUUCCACUUUAUUAAUUUA